This is a messenger RNA of Drosophila subpulchrella, 5559 nucleotides long. It is a transcript of the gene norpA, whose product is annotated as 1-phosphatidylinositol 4,5-bisphosphate phosphodiesterase. Bases 834 to 4121 code for a protein of 1095 amino acids. The transcript has 15 exons. Gene Ontology annotation, molecular function: calcium ion binding; phosphatidylinositol-4,5-bisphosphate phospholipase C activity. Gene Ontology annotation, biological process: phosphatidylinositol-mediated signaling; lipid metabolic process. Lineage: Eukaryota; Metazoa; Arthropoda; Insecta; Diptera; Drosophilidae. The record is from RefSeq and is a predicted model, not a curated record.
CGGAAACCAACAUCAACAGACAAAAUAAAAACAAACAAAAAAAAAACGGUCAAAUCGGAAGCGGUGAAUAUUGAAUUAAAACAAAAAACUAAAGCCGCAGAAAAAAAACCAAACAAAUAGCGCAAGUAAAGUCCUUUCCAAAAAAAAAAUCAGCGCAACACGCGCUUUUUGUCACUCCUUUUUGCCUUGCGCUCUUGUUUUUCUUUUUUUUUUUUUGAUUCUGUUUACCGAGAACUUUUGUAUUCGCGCGUUGGUAAACAACUCAAAUUUUUUUUGCGGUGUAAGUUUUUUAAAGUGCAAAAAAACAAAACAGAAAGGUAAAAAAAAAACAGAAACCAAAACACAAACACAGCGACAGACAGACGCGAAGGAAGCUUCAAAAGAGAGGAAGAAGGGGAAGAGGCAACGAGGCGAGGGGCGAAUCAAAGUUAAUUCCUUAAACUACGCCCACGGCUUUAAACUAAAUGUUGCGCUGAAUUGAGUCGAAGGUUUUUUGGAUAAAAGGGAACCUGCCGUUCGAAAGUCGUGGCAGAAGGGCAGCCAUUGCAGUCGAGUCAAGUUAAAUUAGCCGGAAACGGAAACGGACCAUGUGAUCUACAAUAAAUGCAAUUGUAUAUAAACACACGCAUCCGUUGGGCCAAUAUGUCCCGAAAUUAAGUCGAUAUCAAGAGAGCAAGGACGAGAGCUAGAGAGAGAUCUAGAUCUGGAUUAGAUAUAUAUCGCAUGUGCACGGCAACGGAAACGGAAGCGUCAGCGGCAACGGCAACGGAAACAGUAACGGAAGCGGCAACGGAAACGGAAGUGGCUAACGUAACGUCACCCAGUGAGCAAUAAUGACCAAGAAGUACGAGUUCGAUUGGAUCAUUCCGGUUCCGCCGGAAUUGACCACGGGCUGUGUGUUCGAUCGCUGGUUCGAGAACGAAAAGGAGACGAAGGAGAACGACUUUGAGCGCGAUGCCCUCUUCAAGGUCGACGAAUACGGAUUUUUCCUUUACUGGAAAAGCGAGGGGCGGGAUGGCGAUGUCAUCGAGCUUUGUCAAGUGAGCGACAUUCGUGCGGGAGGAACCCCGAAGGAUCCGAAGAUACUCGAUAAGGUGACGAAGAAGAACGGAACCAAUAUACCGGAACUGGAUAAGCGAUCCCUGACGAUCUGCUCGAACACGGACUAUAUCAAUAUAACAUAUCACCAUGUUAUUUGUCCAGAUGCGGCAACCGCCAAGAGCUGGCAGAAGAAUUUGCGUCUCAUCACGCAUAACAAUCGCGCCACGAAUGUGUGCCCGCGCGUCAACCUGAUGAAGCAUUGGAUGCGAUUGAGUUACUGCGUGGAGAAGAGCGGCAAAAUUCCGGUGAAAACGCUGGCCAAGACCUUCGCCUCCGGCAAAACGGAGAAGCUGGUGUACACGUGCAUCAAGGACGCCGGUCUGCCGGACGACAAGAACGCCACGAUGACCAAGGAGCAGUUCACCUUCGACAAGUUCUACGCCCUGUACCACAAGGUCUGUCCCCGUAACGAUAUCGAGGAGCUCUUCACCUCCAUCACCAAGGGCAAGCAGGACUUUAUCAGUCUGGAGCAAUUUAUCCAGUUCAUGAACGACAAACAGCGCGAUCCACGAAUGAAUGAGAUCCUGUUUCCUCUCUAUGAGGAGAAACGCUGCACUGAGAUCAUCAACGAUUACGAGUUGGAGGAGGAGAAAAAGAAAAAUGUUCAACUCUCGCUGGACGGCUUCAAGCGCUACCUGAUGUCCGACGAGAAUGCUCCGGUGUUCCUGGACCGACUGGACUUCUACAUGGAGAUGGACCAGCCCCUGGCCCAUUACUACAUAAACAGCUCCCAUAACACCUAUCUAUCCGGUCGUCAGAUCGGCGGCAAGAGUUCCGUGGAGAUGUACCGCCAGACCCUUUUGGCAGGAUGUCGGUGUGUGGAGCUGGACUGCUGGAACGGAAAGGGGGAGGAUGAGGAGCCGAUCGUCACCCACGGCCACGCCUACUGCACGGAAAUCCUCUUCAAGGACUGCAUCCAGGCGAUUGCGGACUGCGCCUUUGUGUCCUCCGAGUAUCCGGUGAUCCUGUCCUUCGAGAACCACUGCAAUCGCGCCCAGCAAUACAAGUUGGCCAAAUACUGUGAUGACUUCUUCGGCGAUCUGUUGCUCAAAGAGCCGCUCUCAGAUCACCCGCUGGAUCCGGGACUACCGCUGCCGCCGCCGUGCAAACUGAAGCGCAAGAUCCUCAUCAAGAACAAGCGGAUGAAGCCGGAGGUGGAGAAGGUCGAGCUGGAGCUGUGGCUCAAGGGCGAGCUGAAGACGGACGACGAUCCGGAGGAGGACGCCAGUGCGGGCAAGCCGCCGGAGGCAGCCGCCGCCCCUGCUCCCGCCCCGGAAGCGGCCGCCGCCGCCGAGGGUGCCGCCGAGGGGGGUGGCGGGGCGGAGGCCGAGGCAGCCGCCGCCAACUACAGUGGCUCCACCACCAACGUGCACCCGUGGCUCUCAUCCAUGGUCAAUUACGCGCAGCCCAUCAAGUUCCAGGGCUUCGACAAGGCAAUCGAGAAAAACAUUGCCCACAACAUGUCCUCGUUCGCGGAAUCGGCGGGCAUGAACUACCUGAAGCAGAGCUCCAUCGACUUUGUCAAUUACAACAAGCGUCAGAUGUCGCGGAUCUAUCCGAAGGGCACCCGGGCGGACUCCUCGAACUACAUGCCGCAGGUGUUCUGGAACGCCGGCUGCCAGAUGGUCUCCCUCAAUUUCCAGAGCUCCGAUCUGCCCAUGCAGCUCAACCAGGGCAAGUUCGAGUAUAACGGCGGCUGUGGCUAUCUGCUGAAACCCGACUUUAUGCGCCGUGCCGACAAGGAUUUCGAUCCGUUUGCCGAUGCGCCGGUAGACGGUGUGAUUGCAGCCCAGUGUUCCGUAAAGGUGAUAGCCGGCCAGUUCUUGUCGGACAAGAAAGUGGGCACCUACGUGGAGGUGGACAUGUUCGGCCUGCCCUCGGACACGGUGAAGAAGGAGUUUCGCACCCGUCUGGUGGCCAACAAUGGUCUAAAUCCGGUCUACAACGAGGAUGCCUUCGUGUUCCGCAAGGUGGUGCUGCCCGACUUGGCUGUGCUGCGUUUUGGCGUCUAUGAGGAGAGCGGAAAGAUCCUGGGACAGCGUAUCCUGCCGCUGGACGGCCUGCAGGCUGGCUAUCGCCAUGUGUCCCUGCGCACGGAGGCCAACUUUCCCAUGUCGUUGCCCAUGUUGUUUGUGAAUAUCGAGCUAAAGAUCUACGUACCUGAUGGCUUUGAGGACUUCAUGGCCAUGUUGUCGGAUCCGCGAGGAUUUGCCGGCGCCGCCAAGCAGCAAAAUGAACAGAUGAAGGCCUUGGGCAUUGAGGAGCAGAGCGGCGGUGCCGCCCGAGAUGCUGGCAAGGCCAAGGAGGAGGAGAAGAAGGAGCCACCGCUGGUCUUUGAGCCCGUCACGCUGGAAUCGCUGCGGCAGGAGAAGGGCUUCCAGAAGGUGGGCAAGAAGCAGAUCAAGGAGCUGGACACGCUGCGCAAGAAGCACGCCAAGGAGCGCACCUCGGUGCAGAAGACCCAGAAUGCGGCCAUCGACAAGCUGAUCAAGGGCAAGAGCAAAGACGACAUUCGCAACGAUGCCAACAUCAAGAACUCGAUCAAUGACCAGACCAAGCAGUGGACCGACAUGAUCGCCCGUCACCGCAAGGAGGAGUGGGAUAUGCUGCGACAGCAUGUCCAGGACUCGCAGGACGCCAUGAAGGCGCUGAUGCUCACUGUUCAGGCGGCGCAGAUCAAGCAGCUGGAGGAUCGCCAUGCCAGGGACAUCAAGGAGUUAAAUGCCAAGCAGGCAAAGAUGUCGGCGGACACCGCCAAGGAGGUGCAGAACGACAAGACCCUGAAGACCAAGAACGAGAAGGAUCGUCGGUUGCGUGAGAAGCGCCAGAACAAUGUCAAGCGCUUCAUGGAGGAGAAGAAGCAAAUCGGUGUUAAGCAGGGCCGCGCCAUGGAGAAACUGAAGCUGGCUCAUUCGAAGCAGGUCGAGGAAUUCAGUACCGACGUGCAAAAGCUUAUGGACAUGUACAAAAUCGAGGAGGAGGCCUAUAAGACGCAAGGAAAGACGGAGUUUUAUGCCUAAGACUCCCAGGUCAAAGGUCAAAAAUGAGGAAGAGCACCGCGAUACCAAAAAAUUACACUAAAAAAACACUAGAGCAAACCAAGAAACAAUGUGCUGAUCAAGAUGAAGAUGCUAACAUAUAUACUUCUUUAUAUACUGAAUUUACACACACACUACACUCAUCAUCCCAGAACUCAAACACACAUACACUCUCGCCCACAUCUAUAAGGUAUUAACUUUACUUAAAAAUAUUUACGUAUAUGUUUUAUGCAGGAAGCAUAGGCUUACACACACUUGUCAACUAACUAGAAUUCAAAAACUGAAAAGUCAACACUUUGUGCUUUAUAUUUAUUUAAGAUUCUGAUGAAGAAGAAAACGUUGAUUGAGAAGGCCACACAUGAAUGUGUGAAUUUUACGGGGACUUUCCCCUCUCGAAUCCAUUGUAAUUUAUUUUGAAAAACAAGAAAAAACCCAAGAAAAAAAAAGAAUACCAAAAAUCUUUAAAGGUAUUUUGUGCUAACAACACAAUAACAACGGUACACCGAUAAGUUUAGACCACAUAUGCAGUGCGUUUCAGGGCUAUAAGGACUGCCUUGUGGUUAUUUUAGCGGUGAAACGCACUGUACACAAUCAUAUAUGUAUACAUAACACUAACCCAACAUCCCUGCCCCCCAGUAAUCGUACGUUUCAAGUGAACUAAUUACAUGAGUUUCCGAUUCUCCACCUAAUAGCUUAGCCAACUAACUAACCAGUAAGCUAAAACCAUUAACCAGUAAAGCAAUCCGAGGAACCCACAACUAACCGAACACCCAAACAAACAGAUCUACAUAUAUAUUUCGGGAUAUAUAGAACCUGUAGAACGUCAUAUUUUUUUUUCUAAAAGCAUUUAUUUUGCAAAACUUGGAGGGGAAAAACCCCUAACUGCUCGAAAAAAUAUAUAUGAAAACCGAAAACAGCAUUCACAGUCAUAAACGAGAAAAUCGUUGCAAAUAGUUUAUAAAGACGGUGUUAUAAAAACCUAAGUAUUAAGUGUGUAAUUCAAACAAUGAAACACCCCUACCGGCAGUUAUAUGUACACACCGAUACACACACAACACACAAAAAUAUGAAUUAUUUUUGAGCUGAAAAUACCAAAAACUAAUUGGUUCAACUUUACAUGAAAUGUGAAUUUUUUCCGCUCUGUAUUAGUUUCGAUCUAAUUUUUAAUUUUUAACCAAAACGAGAUAAAGAUUUUACGAUUUUUACUACCAGAUAAAGUAGCCAAAAAAAAUAUAUACAUACAUAUAUACACAGAAACACGAAAUAAUACAUAGAUCUAGUGAAUAUUAUACCACAGUAAGAGAGACAAACAAGAACUUAAGAUAGUUUCUGUUUGAACUGUCAAGACCGUUUAUGUUGCACUCGAAAGUUGCUUUUUGCAUGUAUUGUAGUUGUUGCAAAAAUACCAAAAAAAAAAAAA